UCUGGGGAUUGUAUUUGGAGACUUUAGCCACCGAGGCACCGUUAGAUUACUCAUUUAUUCUUCUUUUACAUCUGUGGAACUGUUGGCUCCAGGGGCUUGUGACAGAGAGUGGCACAAACUGGGACAUUUAUAUCACAGCAAAAGCUACAAACUUACCUGCAAUUUCAAAGACACUUGCUUGCAGUUUUACUUUAUAAAAAAAGUUCGCCAGUUUGUUGCGUUUCGUGUUUUUUCCAUAUUUUUUCGUAGAAUUAGCCCCACUCCGUUUUUCGUAUGAAUCUCCUCGACCCUUACCUGAAAAUGACGGAGGAACAAGACAAGUGUCUGUCUGACGCACCCAGUCCGAGCAUGUCCGAGGACUCCGCCGGCUCCCCGUGUCACUCCGGCUCGGGCUCGGACGCGGAGAACACCCGUCCGUCGGAGAACGGGCUGCUGCGGGCCGACGCGCUGCUCGGGGACCUGAAGAAGGACGAGGAGGACAAGUUUCCCGCGUGUAUCCGCGAGGCCGUGUCGCAGGUGCUCAAAGGCUACGACUGGACGCUCGUGCCCAUGCCCGUGCGCGUCAACGGCUCCUCCAAGAACAAGCCGCACGUGAAGAGGCCGAUGAACGCCUUCAUGGUGUGGGCCCAGGCCGCGCGGAGGAAACUAGCGGACCAGUAUCCACACCUGCACAACGCCGAGCUCAGCAAGACUCUGGGCAAACUCUGGAGACUCCUGAAUGAAGCCGAGAAGCGGCCGUUUGUGGAGGAGGCUGAGCGGCUCCGGGUGCAGCACAAGAAGGACCACCCGGACUACAAGUACCAGCCACGGAGAAGAAAGUCUGUAAAGAACGGGCAGGAGUCUGAGGACGGCAGCGAGCAGACCCACAUCUCUCCUAAUGCCAUCUUCAAAGCGCUGCAGCAGGCGGACUCUCCUGCCUCCAGCAUGGGAGAGGUGCACUCCCCCGGAGAGCACUCGGGCUCCCAGGGGCCUCCCACUCCCCCCACCACCCCUAAGACUGAUGUUAGCUCUGGCAAGAUGGAUCUAAAGCGUGAGGGGGGCCUGCGCCUACCAGAGGGCUCGGCUGGACGCCAGCUCAACAUCGACUUCCGUGACGUGGACAUCGGGGAGCUGAGCAGCGACGUCAUCUCGCACAUCGAGACCUUUGACGUAAAUGAGUUCGACCAGUACCUGCCUCCUAAUGGCCACCCAGGCACCAACAGCUCUGUGAGUUACACAGGCAGCUACACCAUCAGCGGGGCGCCUGUGAGCCCGGGGGGAGGGCCCUGGCUGUCCAAGGGCCAAAGCCAGGGACAGCAGCACACGCUCACCACACUGGGCAGCUCCAGCUCAGGGGCCAGCACAGCAGACAGCCAGCACAGGACCCAGAUCAAGACAGAGCAGCUGAGCCCCAGCCACUACAGUGAGCAGCAGGGCUCCCCCCAGCACGCCUCCUACAGCCCCUUCAACCUGCAGCACUACAGUCCCCCAGCAUCCUACUCCUCCAGAGCACAGUACGACUACUCUGAUGCUGCGGGCUCCGCCUACUACAGCCAUGCGGGGGCGGGCCAAAGUCCUGGCCUCUACUCCACCUUCAGCUACAUGAGCAGCCCAAGCCAGCGACCCAUGUACACCCCCAUAGCAGACAACGCCGGCGUGCCCUCCAUCCCCCAAAGCAGCCCCCAGCCCUGGGAGCAGGCUCCUGUUUACACCCAGCUCACCCGGCCCUGAGCUGAGCACCACAUGAACAGGACUGUAGAGGCCACGCAUGUUUGGAAGGACGCCAUAUCUGAGGAACUGCCAGUCAAAGUCUGGACUAAAUGACCAUCACAGGAUAUUCUACACACAGUAUAAACUGGUAUAAACCUCUUCUUGACCAGCAUAAUAUGGCAGACUUCUAAAAAAAAAAAACAGUCUCGAGGUCCCUGCAGUUUUGUUUAUGGUGAAGUAAAGACUCAAAACCCCAAAUCAGACACUUGAAAUGGAAGGAGGAGCUGGACUGGAUUGGCUCACACCGUGCCUUGUUAUUGUAUCAUGAUAGAAGCUAUAUAUAUUUUUAGAGAGACUUAUGAGAUUCCUCUGUGAGGACUUAUGGAUUGUGAAUAUUUGAGUAGGUACUGUGUAUGUCUGUUGUUUUUCUCAUAUGCUGGCAGUUAAUGAGUCUGGGUUGGGGGAGGGAUGGGUAAGCGGGAUGAUUGCUAAACUAUUUUCCCAGUCAAGUAUUUAAAUAUGUUUGCCCAUUCUCUAUAUUUCAUUAGUUGUUUAAUUUUGUUGUUAUUUAUUCCCAAGACAGAAACAUAGUAGAAAUUAACUGACUUGUACAUAUGUUGGUCCGCUGAUCUUUUUGGGGCAGUAACGUUAACCAAUACAAGUCAAAGUUUUUCAUUUGACAUAGCUCCCACUUCAGCGCACCAUCUGGUAGACAUCAUACACUUUUCGGUACAAUGAUCACGUAUUGUUUCCAGUGCCAUGUUGAAAAAUAUGGUUUAUAUUGAAUCGUCUUUAAAUGAAAUUUUGGGCAAUAGUCCUAUUCACCAUCCGUGCCUUGGCCAUUGUGUGCUGCAGCUGAGAUUACACUUACCGUCCAACUGCGUGGUCCUGACAGCAACAGGAAGUCACCUUUAACCUUUGGGUGUCCCACUGCAGUCUGCCAUGUCUCCAUCCCCCUCCACAAUGACCAAAUCUAUUUAUUUAUUAGCUUUAAUUUUAUUUUGAAAGUAAUUAUUUUUUGCGUACUAUUCUUUAACUAAUACUUUACUAUUGUAGAAAGCAUAUUAUUUCCCAUUUUCGCCCCUGGGGGUACUUAGGCCUAAAGGUACACGCUGUAAUCUUUGUUUUUGUUUAUUUAUCUAAUCUUAAAUAUCUGUUCUAUGUAUGUUUUUGUCUCUUUUGAGCGGUUAUCUAACAAAUGUAUUUUUGUGAAUUGAACUGGAAAAUGUUACAAAAAUCUGCAAAGUUUUACCAAUUUCCAAUAUUCCUUUGCCAUGUAUUUGU
Molecule: messenger RNA, 2973 nt
Organism: Periophthalmus magnuspinnatus
Lineage: Eukaryota; Metazoa; Chordata; Actinopteri; Gobiiformes; Gobiidae
Product: transcription factor Sox-9-A-like
Exons: 3
Coding region: 274-1710 (478 amino acids)
Biological process (GO): morphogenesis of an epithelium; oligodendrocyte differentiation; positive regulation of chondrocyte differentiation
Cellular component (GO): nucleus
Molecular function (GO): RNA polymerase II cis-regulatory region sequence-specific DNA binding; DNA-binding transcription factor activity, RNA polymerase II-specific
Source: RefSeq, a predicted model, not a curated record